Molecule: messenger RNA, 2957 nt
Organism: Limulus polyphemus (Atlantic horseshoe crab)
Lineage: Eukaryota; Metazoa; Arthropoda; Merostomata; Xiphosura; Limulidae
Product: LIM domain only protein 3-like
Exons: 4
Coding region: 228-776 (182 amino acids)
Biological process (GO): positive regulation of transcription by RNA polymerase II
Cellular component (GO): nucleus
Molecular function (GO): transcription coactivator activity; DNA-binding transcription factor binding
Source: RefSeq, a predicted model, not a curated record
UCGACGGAUGCGGUAGAAGUUCGUGUUUCUUCUAGGCUUUGCGACUAAUCGUCAUGUGCAGCUCGAGAUUUUAUGAAAGUUCAAUGUUUUUGUCAGUGAUAUCAUCUUAGUCACGUGCUCAAAACGUUUCUACUACUAACUCGUGAUCAUCAUGUUGACAGUUCCUGUGGGACAGUGUCAAAAUCAACUCUCGUUUGUUACUGGAAACUAAAUUUGGAAGCAGGAGAAUGAACGGAAUGCAAGAGUCGUCAAAAUCAGUACCAGAAGCACCAGAGUGCGCCGGUUGCAGAAAACCUAUCAAAGAGAGGUACCUUCUGAAGGCCCUGGACCAAUUCUGGCACGAGGACUGUCUCAAGUGCACGUGCUGCAACUGUAGACUAGGAGAGGUCGGUUCAUCCCUGUUUACAAAGGCAAAUCUCAUUUUGUGUAGGAGAGAUUAUCUCAGGUUAUUUGGGAUAUCAGGAGUGUGCUCUGCGUGUAAUAAAACCAUCCCAGCUUUUGAACUAGUUAUGAAAGCUAAAGGAAACGUGUAUCAUUUGGAAUGCUUUGCUUGCCAGACCUGCAAUCAUAGGUUCUGUGUUGGAGAUAGGUUUUACCUACACGAGAACAAAGUCUUGUGUGAGUAUGAUUAUGAAGAAAAAAUGGUAUUUGCCAAUAUGGCUCAUGAAAGUGUUGAUGCCCAGCUGAAACGACAACCAAACAGACAAACAUUUCGGGUGCAAGAUGAUGGUUCCAGAAACUAUCGUUAUGUCGAGUCCUCAGUAGAACGAAAAUGAGUUUUUAUAAGUGUAAAGUUUAUGCGUUGAGUAACUACAAAUUGCAUGGUAAGAAAGUGCAUAUGGUUCACGUUUUGAGUGAUUAUAAAUUGUAUAUUGAAUGAGAAUGUACUGGUUUUUCAACGUCGAUUCACUCAACUUUAAAUGUUCUAGAACAUAUUUAACCGAUCUGAAGUAACUAAGUACCUGAGGUUGCUAAAUGUGGAGAUAUUUGAUUUAGACUUUUGUUGAACUCUACCAAUGGAAAGAUGGCGUCUUGUGAUAAACUUCUCAAUGGUAUAAACAAGACAAGCGUAAACGGGUAUCCAUGGAACCAUAAGAAGAGCGUCACCACUUGAAAGAACCAUUUAUUUGUUUAUAUAUUUUUUCUUACACUUUCUGUUAAAUACCUUGAACUGUAUUGUAUAGAUUUCUUUUAAUUUUACGAUAUCGGAAUUAAACGUAUACUCUAAACGUUCCUUUUCGUAGAUAUAAUUUUUUUACUUUGAUGCCCUCUUGUGGCAAAUAAACAAACAUUAUGCGAACUUUACUACUUUGCAUGCGCAGUGUUUAUAUAAAAUUGAUGUUAAGUCAUUAUCUAGUGUUGCUCUACAACCAUAAGUAUGUAAUUUCAGUUCCAACAUGAAUGUUGUAGUUAGUUCAAGAUUUGAAAAUAGUAUUUACUAGUUUUAUUAAUUACAUACCAUGUCAAGUUUCAAGUAUGAUGCCGUAUUGUCUAAUACAUUGCUAUUUAACCACUGCACCACAAUACACAUAUUACCACUAUAGAUCUAAAACUGAUUUCUCUCUUCAGUUUUGAUCAUUCCAACAUUUUCAAUCUUAAGCCCAUUAAUGAUAAACUUUAAAUCGCUUUUACAGUGAGCUUUGAACGUGGGAAAGCUCAUGUAAAUGACUGAGAUACGGAAACGUAAUACUCUGUUAGCGAGUGCAAUUAGGCCUAAUAUCGGUGUUGCAUUGCCAUGGCUCCUACUCAUAAAGUAUUUCUCAGAAAUUGAAAAUUAUUAAGUUCAAGGAUUUCUGAUAUUGAUAGUGCGACGAACUCUAAGUUAAUCGUCCCAUUCUGAGCGGGGACUUGUAUAAUAAUUUGAAAUUAAUUGUUAAAAUAUUCUUUGAUUAGGACAGUAUAAAAUUGUCAGGCCAUGCGUAAAAUUAAAUGUGAUGCCACAAUUAGCAACUUAUAAAUCAGAACAGUAAAUAUCUACCAAAUAUGAAUAUUUGUCAGAUAUAGCAGAUGCUGAUUUGAUGGAUGAUAAAAAUAUAUCUUUUAUAUAUUAGAUAUAAAACAGCAAAUAAAAGUGAAAAAUGCUUUAAGUAAAAGCCAUGUCUGACUAUUGUCUUAGAAAUUUACUGAUACAUCGAAAUAGUUGGUUCAUUUAUCAAGAAAGUAUAUUCUGUUAUUGUUUUUUAAACUUAUGUUUUGAAAUAUUAUAUUAUUUAUCUUUAAAUUUAACACGAUUCGUCAAAUGUUAUUCAAUACUGAUUUGUCUGUUUUAUGUAUUUUGGUACCAUGACACUUUCAUUAGUAAAAUUAUCAUUAAUUUGUCUUUGAAAGAAUAGUAAACAUAUCUUUUUUUUCGAUUAUGCUUGGUAGGAAAAAUGAAGUAAAUGUGGUUUUUCUACAGUUCAAGUGAAUAAAUUUGGAAAAAAAAAAGUUUUUUUUUGCUUAAUACACUUUCUUGUUUAUAUAAAAUAUUUACAAUUACAUGAGGGACUGCUCUGAACUUAUAAAGAUGUGUUAAUUUCAUUGUUUUGCUAAAGAGCGCAUUUCUGAUGUCAUGCCCAUGAUUGAAUGUACAUUAAUCAUCGCGGACUUCUGACACUUAUCAUUAGUAAAUAUACCAAAAUUGUAGAACAAGUUGUUCUUAUGCUAUCGUCAACACAAGAAUUGAAACGAUUUCAGUAUGUUCUGUUUUAACACCCAUCAUAAAUAGAAAUAUAAACGAAACAAAAAGCAUUGAGAAAAUGUUUUCUGACGUAAUUGUACUAGUUUUGCAGCUUUGGUUUGACUAGCUUGAAAAAUUAAGGGUAGUGAAAACUUAACCUUUGCAUUGUGAUAUUUUUACAUUUUUGUUGAGCAGUUUCGAUUUGGAUUUUUUGUCUUUCAGACAAACUUGAAAAAGUGCUAUGUAUCUACACUAAAAGUUUGUACUAUAGAUAUCAUAAUAAAACCAGCUGUUUGUU